Messenger RNA from Ostertagia ostertagi, 414 nucleotides. The record is from the annotation of a GenBank genome assembly. NCBI's taxonomy places the organism in Eukaryota, Metazoa, Nematoda, Chromadorea, Rhabditida, Trichostrongylidae.
AUGUUUGCAAUGAUAAAUCGGGUGUUAGAAUGGUUCCGGAGUUUGUUUUGGAAGGAAGAGAUGGAGUUGACGUUGGUUGGAUUACAAAAUUCUGGAAAAACAACAUUCGUGAAUGUCAUUGCGGUUAGUUCUCAUGUUGUUAAUGAACAUCUUUUACACGGACAAAGAAUGAGUCUUCGAAAAUUACUGAAACAAACGUCGAUACAAUUCAUUCAGAGUGGACAAUUCACUGAGGACAUGAUUCCCACCGUUGGAUUCAACAUGAGGAAAAUAACGAAGGGAAAUGUUACAAUAAAGGCGUCACGCAAUGAGCUGAUGCAACUGCUCGAUAAAGCACAGUUGGACGCGAUUCCUGUUCUCGUGUUAGGGAACAAAAAGGAUCUGCCUGGUGCUCUCGAUGAACGGACAACUUAU